Molecule: messenger RNA, 297 nt
Organism: Fusarium keratoplasticum
Lineage: Eukaryota; Fungi; Ascomycota; Sordariomycetes; Hypocreales; Nectriaceae
Product: U6 snRNA-associated Sm-like protein LSm2
Exons: 4
Coding region: 1-297 (98 amino acids)
Biological process (GO): mRNA splicing, via spliceosome
Cellular component (GO): U4/U6 x U5 tri-snRNP complex; U6 snRNP; Lsm1-7-Pat1 complex
Molecular function (GO): RNA binding
Source: RefSeq, a predicted model, not a curated record
AUGCUCUUCUUCAGCUUCUUCAAGACCCUCAUCGACCACGAGGUCACGGUCGAGCUCAAGAACGACAUCCAGCUCAAGGGCAUCCUCAAGAGCGUGGACCAGUACCUCAACAUCAAGCUCGACGAUAUCCAGGUUGUCGAGGAGCUCAAGUACCCCCACAUGAGCUCCGUUAAGAACGUCUUCAUCCGUGGUUCCGUGGUGAGAUAUGUCCACCUCCCCGCUGCGUCGGUGGACACGCAGCUGCUGGAGGAUGCCACCCGAAGGGAAGCUGCGGCUCAGCAGGCAAAGGCCAAGUAA